AUGGAAAAGAAAAGUAGUUAUAAAACAGUUUUAUUAGGAGAAUCAUCAGUAGGAAAAUCAAGUAUAGUUUUACGAUUAACAAAAGAUACUUUUCAUGAGAAUACUAACACAACAAUAGGUGCAUCUUUUUGUACAUAUGUAGUAAAUUUAAAUGAUAUAAAUAUAAAGAAUAAUAGUAAUAAUGAAAAAAAUAAUAAUAAUAAUAAUAUAAAUUCAAUAAAUUAUGAUAAUAAUGUUAUUAUAACAAAUCAACAUAAUAAUUAUAAUGAAAACUUAUGUAAUAUAAAAUUUGAUAUAUGGGAUACAGCUGGACAAGAAAGAUAUGCAAGUAUUGUCCCACUAUAUUAUAGAGGUGCUACUUGUGCUAUAGUAGUUUUUGAUAUUAGCAAUUCAAAUACUUUAGAUCGAGCUAAGACAUGGGUUAAUCAAUUAAAAAUUAGUAGCAACUAUAUUAUUAUUUUAGUUGCUAAUAAAAUAGAUAAAAACAAAUUCCAAGUUGAUAUAUUAGAAGUACAAAAAUAUGCUCAAGACAAUAAUUUACUUUUUAUUCAAACAAGUGCCAAAACUGGAACAAACAUAAAAAAUAUAUUCUAUAUGCUUGCUGAAGAAAUUUAUAAAAAUAUUAUAAAUAAUAAUAAUACCUCAAAAAAUAAAACAGUUAAUAAAAACUUAAUAAAUCUAGAUAAUCAAACACUUUCAAAAAAAGGAUGUUGUUAA
Messenger RNA from Plasmodium reichenowi, 717 nucleotides. RefSeq names its product ras-related protein Rab-5A, putative. NCBI's taxonomy places the organism in Eukaryota, Apicomplexa, Aconoidasida, Haemosporida, Plasmodiidae. Gene Ontology annotation, molecular function: GTPase activity; GTP binding. The transcript has a single exon. Bases 1 to 717 code for a protein of 238 amino acids. The record is from RefSeq and is a predicted model, not a curated record.